Suillus fuscotomentosus is the source of this 921-nucleotide messenger RNA. RefSeq lists its product as uncharacterized. NCBI's taxonomy places the organism in Eukaryota, Fungi, Basidiomycota, Agaricomycetes, Boletales, Suillaceae. The transcript is spliced from 3 exons. The record is from RefSeq and is a predicted model, not a curated record. The coding region runs from base 1 to 921 and encodes 306 amino acids.
AUGCCUACCACAUCACCCAAACUAUCUUCCAGUACUCGGACUUCUCCAAAAACUCCUGCGUCAGUACUUAACAAGCUACAAACCUCUCCUGGGGGGUUCUACGCCGCAAUGCCGAGGCUUGUUUACUGCACUGAGUAUUUUGCAGGCGGAAAGGACGGUAACAUCCUAAUCACUAAGGGCCAGGACAAUGAUGAAGAAUUCAUCAUCCGCGGUGUAUUUCAAGUCAGCCGCAACAAUUUCCAUUUCACACCAGACACCAACUACGACCCUGCAAACGUCUUUCAUGGCCGUUUGGCAGACCUGAAAUUGCAUUGCCAGCUCACUGCAGGUCGUAACGAGGCUUUCAAGUUCUCGUCAGAAGAUUUUUCUGCCGUCUGUGAGAAUCUCAACGCCUUCGAGAAAUCAGUUCCAAGGCCGAGAUACUAUGAGACGCACAGUGUUAUUCAGGACACUAUCGGUCACAGAUCGAUUAAGCUCACCCACUGUCUCUUUCAAGCCAAGGAUGAAGCUGACGAUGAUACUAGUAGCAUCGAUGGCGAUGGCGAUGGGAACAGUUCAACCUAUACUGAUGGCCUAAGCUCAGAAUUUGAUAUUGUGACCUGGCCAGUCGCUGAUCGAUGUCAAGGUCAUCUGCAGGAUAUUAUAUCUACGCACAACAUUUGCCCUCUACCAGUGUAUGACAAGGACCAUAUUCUCAUUCCACCCCUCAAAUAUGAGGAGAAACUCAAGGGCGCCCUCAUGGAAGCUCAUUUUGCUUUUUGCCAUCGUCACAUGAAGAACUCAAAGCACGACAUCUUUGAAGCCAUUGUACGAGAACUCAUUGUACUCUCACCGCCUGCAGCUAUGCCCACCAGCCGCUUCAAACGCCGCCGCCUCAGCGAUGGGCCUUGUACUGAACAGCGCAACUGGGGGAAACAUUAA